This is a messenger RNA of Papaver somniferum (opium poppy), 588 nucleotides long. RefSeq lists its product as uncharacterized. The transcript has 3 exons. The record is from RefSeq and is a predicted model, not a curated record. Lineage: Eukaryota; Viridiplantae; Streptophyta; Magnoliopsida; Ranunculales; Papaveraceae. The coding region runs from base 1 to 588 and encodes 195 amino acids.
AUGGCUAAGCCAACAAGUGCAACUCCAUUUAAAAUUCGUGAGAGUACACGAUUUUAUCCUUACUUUGAGGAUUGCAUUGGAGCUAUGGACAGUAUACAUAUCCCAGCAAUGGUAGAGAAAAGAAAUGCAUCCGUUUAUCGGAAUCGACAUGAAAUUACAUCUCAAAAUGUGUUAGCGGUUUGCAACUUCGACUUGGAGUUCAUAUACGUGCUCAGUGGAUGGGAAGGGUCUGCUCAUGAUUCGAAAAUACUUAACGACGCAAUGACAAAAAGAAAUGGACUGAAAAUACCGCAAGAGGAAGAGGAAGAUAGCCAUCCAUCAACGCUUGUAAAUGACGAUGAAAUUUUGACACAACAAACUCAAGAACAACAACGUCAAGAAGCUAAUGCAUGGAGAAAGAGUAUAACAGAUGAUAUAAGAGAAGAUGUUGUUGGAGUUGGAGCUGUGUAUUUCGAAAAAGGAAAGAACAGUCACGGAGCGGAUGACAAAAGUUGUCAAGAUGGUCUGGAUGUUGAUAGUUCUCGUAGUAGCAGAGAUGCUGAUGAUCACAAGGGUGAUUGGCUGAUGGAGUUCAUUGAUCUUCGGUGA